Messenger RNA from Sinocyclocheilus rhinocerous, 2228 nucleotides. RefSeq names its product gamma-glutamyltransferase 5-like. The transcript has 12 exons. The record is from RefSeq and is a predicted model, not a curated record. Gene Ontology annotation, biological process: inflammatory response; leukotriene D4 biosynthetic process; glutathione catabolic process. Gene Ontology annotation, molecular function: leukotriene-C(4) hydrolase activity; glutathione gamma-glutamate hydrolase. Lineage: Eukaryota; Metazoa; Chordata; Actinopteri; Cypriniformes; Cyprinidae. The coding region runs from base 214 to 1866 and encodes 550 amino acids. Gene Ontology annotation, cellular component: plasma membrane.
AGAUAGUGAAGUUUGCCUUAUACCAUUGGAGGGUGCGAAAACACCUCUUACAAAACCACUUUACACAAUCCAAUUUAGACUCGACCUCUACACCUUGACAACGCGCUUAAUUAGGCGUUGACACUCUAAAAGGGGAGGGCUAAUAGCGCACUUCUGCUGUAGCCUACUCCAGAAGUUCAACGAUACAGCAAAGUCGCAAGGGGUCGGGAAACAAUGGCCAGACGAAAAGAGAAAGUUUGCUUGUGCAUAAGUAUUCCGAUUAUAUGUAUUAUUUUAAUUAUUAUUAUUUGCGCGACUCACUUUAACGAGCAGUGUACUGACGGACUUUACAAAAAAGCAGCAGUGGCAGCGGACUCGGAAACCUGCUCAAAGAUCGGGCGAGAUGUACUGCAGUUGGGUGGCUCAGCGGUAGAUGGCGCCAUUGCUACUUUACUGUGCACGUCAAUCAUAAAUCCUCAGAGUAUGGGCAUUGGUGGAGGAUCUAUAUUCACAAUACGGGAACAAAGUGGCAGAGUGAGAGUAAUCAAUGCCAGAGAGACUGUCCCAAAAACUUUUAAAACCGACCUUCUUGCCAUGUGUCCAACCACAAUACAGCCAAUGGAAGGUGCUCACUGGAUCGGUGUACCUGGUGAUAUCCGUGGCUAUGAGCGAGCUCAUAAACUGUAUGGACGUUUACUUGAGCCCACUAUCAAGAUGGCUAGAGAGGGCGUCCCUAUACCCUAUGUGCUCUCUCAAUUUUUGCCACUUCUCUUAAAGGAGAAGCCAGAAUCACCAUUACGCCAGUUAUUCCAGAAUGAAGAAGGCAAGCUAUUAAAAGAAGGGGACAUAGUGAGAUUUGAAAAACUAGCAGAUACACUUGAGAUCAUCGCAGAACAAGGAGCAGAUGCUUUAUACAUCGGAGACAUUGCCAAAGACCUUGUCAGUGAUAUACAAAGCGCAGGCGGAACAAUUUCUCUGGAGGACUUGAGGUCGUUCAGGGCAUCUGAAUUAGGUGCCUGGGAAGUGGCUCUAGGAGAGUAUGAAAUGUACUUUCCUCCACCGCCAGCAGGGGGAGCUACACUUAACUUUAUGCUAAAUACCAUGCUAGGUUUUGACCUAAAUUCUGCAUCUCUGGAGGGAGACGAGAAGGUCUUAACAUUUCAGCGUUAUGUAGAAACCUGUAAAUUUGCCAACGGUCUUAAGAAGUUCAUGAAAGAUCCCAAUUUUACCUCUCAAACGGAGGCAGUUGAGAUCAUUCAGAAGCAUUUUGCGGAUAAAGUGAGAGCAACAAUCAGCCCUGACCGCACUUAUGAUGCCAGCUACUACAACGUCACUCCAUACCUGGACUCUCAUGGCACCACUCAUGUGUCCGUGCUUGCUGAGGAUGGUAUGGCGGUAUCUGUGACCAGCACCAUCAAUCACAUAUUUGGAUCCAGAAUUUUCUCCCCCAAAACAGGCAUCCUCCUCAACAAUGAACUUGCAGACUUCUGUGGAAAAACAGACCAGAUUCAUGCUGGUGAGCAGCCGCCUUCCUCCAUGUCUCCAGUGAUCCUUUACUCCCCAUCUCAGAAGCACAUUGUGGUCAUAGGAGCCUCAGGUGGCAGUAUGAUCACCACCGGGGUGGCUCUGACUCUCAUGAACUUCCUGUGGUUCGACAAGACUCUACAAGAGUCCAUCGACGCCCCUGUAGUGUUUGUGGACUCCAAAAACGUCCUCAACUUUGAGCCCUUGUUUGACAAGAUUGUUCUGGAGUCACUUAACAAGACUGGGCACAAAGUCAAAGUCCCACAGAUGUUUUAUAAUGUGGUAAAUGCAGUGUCAAAGGAAAACAACUGCAUAGAGGCUGUAUCUGACUCACGCAAACAUGGAAAAGCUGCAGGGUAUUGACCUGGAGUGCAGUUGGAGACUGCUUGAUGCGUCUGUGCCGUGUUUGGAUGAAGUAAACCGGCCAGUUGACAAAUUGACAAAUAAUAGCAAACACCAUCAAUAUGUGAAGUUUUGAUGUUUUACUGUGAAAAGCAUGAAAAUAUAUUUUUCAUUUUACUGUGAAUAAUGUGCGUUGUAAAUAUGUUGAUGUAUAUAUAUUUACACAGCAUGUGAAUGUUAUUUUAUAAUAGUUUGCAACACUGCUUUAGGCACACGUUUAAAAAAAUCACUUUGUAAGCUACCCAACUUGCUUGUAUAAUGUGAGUUGAUUUGUGCACAUAGCCGUCAAAGAGGGCAAAUAUACAAUAUGGUUCAAAAGUUUG